CACGGGCGGACUGACCAUUCGGAAACUUGGGCACUGCCCAAGGGUCCUGGGUCAGUAAGGGGCCCCAUGAGAUGCCCCUGGUACCUUUCAUAUGCUUUUUUGGGUGUGGUUUGAGUUUGGGCAAGCACACAGGGGCCCCAUGAUCCCCUAUUGCCCGGGGGCCCCAUGAGUUGUCAGUCCACCGAUGUUUGCACCCAUACAGAAUUUAAAAUUUUGCACUGUAAAAUGCAAUUAUUUUGGCAGAGCAUGUGCAAAAUUCAUGUUGUAGCAAACAAUGCCCCUGGUACCUUUUUCAUAGGCUUUUUUGAGUUUGGACAAGGACACAGGGGCCCCAUGAUCCCCUAUUGCCCGAAGGCCCUA
Staurois parvus is the source of this 360-nucleotide messenger RNA. The record is from the annotation of a GenBank genome assembly. Lineage: Eukaryota; Metazoa; Chordata; Amphibia; Anura; Ranidae.